Phytophthora nicotianae INRA-310 is the source of this 4309-nucleotide messenger RNA. RefSeq lists its product as hypothetical. Gene Ontology annotation, molecular function: protein binding; RNA binding. The coding region runs from base 66 to 3872 and encodes 1268 amino acids. NCBI's taxonomy places the organism in Eukaryota, Oomycota, Peronosporomycetes, Peronosporales, Peronosporaceae. The record is from RefSeq and is a predicted model, not a curated record. The transcript has a single exon.
CAACUUGCCCGCCAGGACACAAGAGCGUUGUAGUUCUUCAUACGAAAAGCAAGACACAAGUGGCCAUGAGCUACAGCGGAGGCGGAGGCGGCUACGGCGACCAGCGUGGCUACGGCUCGCGCGGCGGCGACCACGGUCGUGGUUAUGACGACCCAAACCGUCCAGGAAGCGGCGGCAGCGGUAGCGGUGGUUACGGGGAUCAGCGCGGAGGUUACGACCAGCGCGGGCAACAAGGGUACGAUCAACGCGGAGGGUACGACCAGCGAGGAGGGUACGACCAGCGAGGAGGGUACGACCAGCGUGGAGGGUACGACCAGCGUGGCGGUUACGAUUCCCGCGGCGGUGACUACGGCAGAUCCUCGUCGGGUUACGAUGAGUACAGUCGCGGCGGCGGAGGUAGUUACGGCUCCGGAUCAAGAGGGUACGAAAGCGGUCGAGGGGAUUACAGCUCCGGUGGUUAUGAUGAUCGCAGCCGAGGUGGGUCUUAUGGCAGUGGCGGCGGCUAUGGAGGCUCCGGUUACGAUGAUCGAGGAGGUUACGGAGGAUCAUCUUCUCAUGCUGGUUACGGUGGCUCGUCCGGUUACGACAGUCGAGGUGGAUAUGACCAAAGCCGAGGAGGAGGCAACUACGGCAGUGGAGGUGGAGGCUAUGAUGACCGCUCCCGUGGGUAUUCUGGUGGGGGUUACGAUGAUCGCUCACGUGGAGGGUACGGUGGACGAGAUGACCGUGGUUACGGCGGCGGCGCCAGUGCAGGCGGAGGCGGUGACCGCGGAUACGGCGGCCGAGAUGAUCGUGGCUAUGGUGGAGGCGGUGGUGACCGUGGAGGAGAUCGCGGCUACGGCGGCGGUGGAGACCGUGGGGGAGACCGUGGAGGAGAUCGUGGUUACGGACGCCGCGAUGAUCGUGGAGGAGGCGACCGCCGAGGAGGAGAUCGAGGAGGCGACCGUGGAGGUGAUCGCGGAUACGGUGGAGGUCGUGGAGGUGGCCGCUUUGGAGGGGGAGGAGGUCGCGGUGGGGGCCGUGGAGAGUCCGGCCCUGGUGUUGGUACAGUCACUGGCUCUGGUUACGAGAGUAUUGGCGACCCCGUGGCUGACCCACGUAUCCAGGACGAAUGGACUGGCCGUGCUGGAGUGCGCGAUGUGAACGCCGAAGACCCAGAUCUCCAGCAAGAGUUCCUCAUUUGCCGCCGUCCUGGUCUUGGACGUGGUGGCAAGUCUGUGCAGAUGCAGGUGAAUUACUUUGGAGUGUCGCUAGACUCUGCGCCGCCCGAGAUCUUCAAAUACCACGUGGAUGUCGAGCGUUCACCCGAUCUUGCUGCAGACUCCAAGUAUGGUCCGUCUGGUGCUGAUCAAAAGGAUGAAACGAUGGGUGACGAGCCCAAACAGGAAGGCAAGGACGAGAAGGAAAACAAAGAGGACAAGGACGUGGAGAUGAGCGACGUCUCGGCGCCUCCCAAGCGAGAACGACGCCCUGAACAUCCUCUUCCUCGCUCUUUGGUGCGAAACGUGAUCAACGCAGCUCUCAGACAGUACGAAGCCGAGUUUGGGGGCAUCCGCGUGGUUCACGACGGUAUGUCGGCCAUGUACGCGCCUGCUGUGCUGCCGUGGGACUCACACGCCAAGACUUUCGUUGAUGUCAACCCUGAUGGCCCCAGCCCGACGCCACCGCAGCCUCCGCCAGCUGCCGGUGACGCGCCUCGUCGGCCAUUCCGAGGCCCUCGUACGUUCGUUGUGAAGAUCAAAAUGGCUGAGACCAUCUCGACCAACUCGCUUAAGGACUACUACUCGAAUCCAGACGUGAACGUUAUGCCAGUCCUGCAAGCUUUGGACGUGGCUGCGCGUCACUUGGGCGCUCAGCGGUUGAUCACUGUCGGUCGCAACUUCUUCUCUAUGAAGAAGACGUUCCCGCUUAAAGGAGGCAAAGAGUUGUGCUGGGGUUACCAUCAAGCCAUCCGUGUGGCAGACCGCAAGCUGCUCAUGAAUGUGGACCAGGCAGCCACAGUGUUCUACGCUCCGAAAGAGCUGAUGGAGCUCGUGCUCCCUGCGUUGAACGCUCGUUCUGCUAACGACAUCCGUGCGCUGUCUGAACGUGAUGCACGCAAUCUGGCGCGUGCGUUGCGCAAGAUUGAAGUCGUGCCGACCCACCGCAAGGAUCGUAAGCGUGCCAUCUUCGGUAUCAGUGCUCAACCAGCCAAUCAGACGAUUCAGUCCAUCAAGGGGGAGAGCAUGUCGGUCGCUGACUACUUCAGCAAGCGCUACAAUAUCAAUUUGAGAUAUCCACACCUGCCGCUGGUGAAUGUGGGUAGUAAACGAGCAGGUAAGGAGAACUGGUUGCCAAUCGAGUUGUGCGAAGUGGCCCCGGGACAGCGCUGUGCGAAUAUCAACGAGCUGGAUACGGCGGAGAUCAUUCGACAGACCAGUCAACCGCCGCGAGCUCGUCAGGAAACGAUCAUUGACCAGGUUCGUCAGGCUGGGUUUGAAAAUGACCCGUACCUUGCUGCGUUCGGUAUGAAGGUGGAGCAGCGUCUGGAGGUGACUGAGGCGCGUGUGAUGGACCCACCGGAUGUGCAGUAUGCGAAUGUGUCCGAGAGGCCGUCGGGUGGCCAGUGGAAUUUGAGGGACAAGCGCUUUGUGGAGGGCGCUACGAUGCGCAACUGGGGUGUUGUCAUCAGUGCUAACGUUGGAGAGCGUGAUGUCCAGGGUUUUAUUCGCAACUUGGUGGAUAUGGCUGGCAAGAGCGGACUGACGAUCGAGGACAGUAACCCGCACAUGAUCCACAUGGAUCAGUAUCGAGGAGCUCAAGUUGAGGAGCUCAUGAAGAUGUGUUUCAAGGAGCUGGAAGCUCGUAACAGAGGCCCUCCGCAGUUGAUUAUGGUGAUUAAGCAGGACAAGAGCGUCGGAUCUUACAGUGACAUCAAGCGGAUGUCUGACACGGUGUUGGGAAUUCCCAGUCAGUGCAUCGUGUCGCAAAAUGUCCGCAGUGCCAAACCCCAGUACUGCGCUAAUGUUUGUCUGAAGAUCAACAUGAAGCUGAGUGGAAAGAACUCGAUCCUGCGCGAGCCUCUGCCGCUAGUGAGUACUGCCCCUACGAUCAUUAUCGGCGCUGAUGUGGAACACCCUCGUUCGGGUAUGGGUUCGCGUCCGUCCAUCGCUUCUGUGGUAGCCUCAUUGGAUCGUUACUCGGCCAAGUACGUCGCUCGUGUGGCUGCCCAGAAGGCUUCCAGUGACAUUCAGCUCUUGCCACACAUGCUGCGUGACCUCUUCUUGGCGUUCUACCAGAGCACCAACCGCAAGCCGGAGCACGUCAUUUAUUAUCGCGACGGUGUGAGCGAGGGUCAGUACUUUGAUAUCUUGCAGACCGAGAUGCGUGCGCUUCGCAAGGCCUUCAAGAUGAUCUCGGAGAACUACAACCCACCCGUUACGUUCAUCAUUGUCAACAAGCGCCACCACAUGCGCGCGUUCCCGAACAACCCGCGCGACGCCGAUCGUAAGGGCAACGUGGUUCCUGGUACAGUGAUCGACACUGGAAUUGUGGAUUCGCACCGGUUUGAUUUCUUCCUGUACGGCCACAGCGGCAUCCAGGGCACGAGUGUCCCGUGCCACUACACCGUGUUGCACGACGAGAACAAGAUGUCGGCUGAAGACGUGCAGAGACUCACGUACCAUCUCGGAUACACGUUCGCGCGUUGCACUCGCUCGGUGUCGUUCGCCACGCCCGCGUAUUACGCGCACUUGGCUGCCGCUCGUGCGCGCUUCUUCCUGAAUGAAGGAUCCGACGGUGCGUCCACAGUUGGCUCGUUCAACUCGAGCUCGUCCAACUUCGACUUCACGGAGCUGCACAACGACCUCAAGAACUGCAUGUUUUUCAUCUAAGUUGCAGUGAGAGAGGGAUGGACGAAACGAGUGACCAGGAUGAUGACUGAGGAGUUUUACUAUGACCUGACAUCCACUACUGCUGCACAGGUUGGCGUUGAUGUGAAGCGAGAGAAAUAUUGGCGACUGAACGAUAAAACUCGCGCCACCGAACUCAAAAUUUCAAUGAAUUAUGACUGAAUAAGGCGCAAGGGCAUUUUCAUUGUUUUUUCUUCUGUAGAACGGAGAAGAGAGUGUCAAAGGUGGGGGAAAGGGUGUACUUCCAGCAAGAUUGGUGUCAUCCAGUCAGUUUUUGGUGGUCCAUUUACCCCAUGUGGCGAUCGUUCGUCUUUUUUAUAUUCGUGUUGCGGUCACGGAGGCCGUAAUACCUUCUGAAUACGGUGAUCGUCACCGUAUUUGAAUAGGGACAAAAAGACAAUCAAAUUCAUGUCCACGCU